AUGUUCCCCACGGUCACGGUGAAGGAGCAGGUCAUGUUCCACAGCGCCUUAAAGACGGAGGUGCCCUCCACCGUCCACCGUGAAGAUUGGGCAAAGACCAUCGAGCUUCAACUCCGAGCUGUGGGUCUGGAGGAGGUGCAGAACUCCUUGAUCGGGAGUGAUGUCGUGCGGGGCAUCUCUGGUGGGCAGAGGCGCCGUGUGUCUCUGGCUUGCGGCCUGGCGACCGGCGCACAAAUCUUCUUCUGUGAUGAGCCGACGUCUGGCUUGAGUGCCACGGAUGCCGAGCAGUGCGUGAGGUACAUGCGCCUCCUGUGCAAAAAGUACGGUGUCAGCAUUGUAGUUGCAAUCCACCAGCCGCGGCAAGAGGUUGCUGUCCUCUUCGAUCAUCUUCUGCUCCUGACAAGUGGGGAUGUCGUCUACAAUGGCAAGAUGACCGAGGCCCGACGCUAUUGGAGCGACGCGGGCUUUCCUGUCCCGGACCUGGUUUCUCCGACGGACUAUUUCCUGGACUUGGUGACGCCCGGGACGCUGGACUCACAGGUGGACCACUUCCGGGAGUUCUAUCAGAACAGUCGCAAUGGCAAGGCAUCCGUCGAUGAAUUAGUGUACCGGGAGCUCUGUAAGGCCGCGUUGACGGCGGAAGAGCUCUUGGAGGCCAGACACCGGCGAUUGUCGCUGUUUGGAGACAUGCCACCAUUGAGGUCUCACAGCAUCUACGGGGUCAGGUUCCGGAAGCAACUGCAGAAGGUCUUUUGUAGGCAAGUACGCCUUCUCCUUCGGGAUCAGCAGGGAGUUCUUACCGAGUUUUUGGUGGCCAUAGCGCAGGCUUUGGUUGUAGGUGCAGCGUACAUUGGCAUUGGAAAGGGAGAAGACGCUGGAUAUCACCAGGUCGGAUUCUACUUCAUGCUGGUGAUGACAUGCGCCAUCUCCGGCAUCAAGGUCAUGCCGAAGGCGAUCGCAGAGCGGACGGUCAUGAAGCUGGAGGUUUCCGAGGUGCUGUACAGUGACUGGGCAUACAUUAUUGCCUUUACCAGCCUCAACCUUCUCUUAUCGCUCGUUUGCAAUGCGCUUUUUGUGACACUGGUCUUCGCCUUGAGCAAGCUCGAAUGGACCGUGUUCCCAAUUGUUCUUUUGUGGAAUAGCAUCAUCUUCGUGAGUAUGGACAGCCUGUACCUCAUGGUGGCUGCAGCGGCCAAAGACUCCAGCUCUGCACAGAUUCUGCUAGCACCGUUCCUGACGAUGGCCAUGCUCUUCAACGGCUUCACGGUCUCGCGCAAGUCCGUGCCGACUUUCAUGGCAUGGGCCUUGGAGCUCUCUCCCGUGGCCCAUGCCAUGGAGGAGAUGGUGCUCGCAAUCCAAGCGAGAGCCGACAGUAGUGAGCUGAAGGUCGUGGAGAUCCUUUUCGGCUUCGAGAGCCACAUCGGCAGAUCUCUAGGCGUCCUUCUCGGAUGGUUCCUGGUCUUCAGAAUCGCUCACAUCAUUUGCUUGAAGACUUUGCACCACAUCAAACGCUGA
This is a messenger RNA of Symbiodinium sp. CCMP2456, 1515 nucleotides long. The record is from the annotation of a GenBank genome assembly. Lineage: Eukaryota; Dinophyceae; Suessiales; Symbiodiniaceae.